This is a messenger RNA of Dermacentor silvarum, 1083 nucleotides long. RefSeq names its product neprilysin-1-like. NCBI's taxonomy places the organism in Eukaryota, Metazoa, Arthropoda, Arachnida, Ixodida, Ixodidae. The transcript has 5 exons. Gene Ontology annotation, molecular function: metalloendopeptidase activity. The record is from RefSeq and is a predicted model, not a curated record. Gene Ontology annotation, cellular component: plasma membrane. Gene Ontology annotation, biological process: protein processing. Bases 1 to 1083 code for a protein of 360 amino acids.
AUGCUCGCGAAGCUGCUCAAGAGCAAGUCCGUGGGCGAGAAAGGACUGCGUCACCUGGUGGCCUGGAGCGUCUACACGCAGCUGGUGCAGUACACAGUGCCAAGGUUGCUGGUUGGCCGCAAAAAAGCGAGCGACGCUUGCUACGAUCACGUCACAAAGGCGAUGAAGUUGGCUUUGGUCAGCACAUACUUGCACUCCAUCGUGAAGAAAUAUAUGCUGGAUCAAGUGAACACCAUGUUGGCGAACAUCCGCAAUGUCUUCCGGGAUGUGUUGAAGUUUUCAACCUGGGUCACGGGAGAUGUUCGUAAAAUCGCCCUCCGCAAGCUAGACAGCAUGAAGUCAUACGUGGGAAGUCCAGGACAGCACCUUGACGCCGCUUUCGUGGAAGAACUUUACAGACCAUUCCCCGACGUACCCAAAGAUGGUCUUUUCCCCACAUGGAUCAAGGCUAUCUCGCUUUCGUCCCAUUAUCUUUGGACCGACCAGACGACAAUGCUAUACGACGAGACGGCUGUGAACGCUUUUUACCACAUUAACAUGAACACUAUUGUCGUACCGACAGCCAUCAUUCAGCGGCCCUUUUAUUUCUACGAUGGUCCACUGGCUCUCAGCUACGGUGGCCUUGGAGGGGACAUGGGGCAAACAGAAGAAGUAGAGAUGGUGGGUGACUGGAGCAAGGUGAACGUCCUCAGUGGGGAAGGAAGGGUUGAGGGCGGCACGGUGGUUUCGACUGUGACCCUCAUAAAGCCCUGGCCCCGGCACCAAAUGUUAGAUGACACGCUUGACUCCGAGAACCUUGCCGACUUCGUGGGCGUGAGGAUUGCAUACCAUGCCUUCACUUCGUUGUCCCACCGGGAGCGGACACUCACGCUGGCCGGCCUCAAUAUAUCGGCGGAGCGGCUCUUCUUCAUCAGCCACUGUGUCAAGUCGUGCGCUCGGUACAGCCGAGUAACGAGUGAAUAUGCACCAUACCGCUCCCGGUGUAUAGUGCCACUGAUGAACAUGCCCGAGUUCUCGAAUGCCUUCGGCUGCGGGGCCGGGCAGCCCAUGAACCCGAAAAAGAAGUGCAACUUCUGGUCAUAA